Melitaea cinxia (Glanville fritillary) is the source of this 1645-nucleotide messenger RNA. RefSeq lists its product as uncharacterized. Lineage: Eukaryota; Metazoa; Arthropoda; Insecta; Lepidoptera; Nymphalidae. The record is from RefSeq and is a predicted model, not a curated record. The coding region runs from base 410 to 1645 and encodes 411 amino acids. The transcript is spliced from 8 exons.
UGUCGAGACGUGAUCGCUGACGGUCGUACAUUUGUCUCUAAUAACUAAAAACUAUACGUGAUUGUAAACAGUUAUCAGUUUUAUAAGUGAUACAAAAUUAAAUAAUUUAGUAUGGCCUAGCAACAAAUAUAAGACAAUGGAUAACAUUGUCGAUCUGUUGAUGUCGAUGAAGUUAUCAGAGUAAGUCGAGGAAGCACCUGAGCCGGAACAAUUUGUGAUCUAAGAGCAAUUCGAAAGUGAAUCACGGAAAUAACGAUGUGCAAAAUGAAAUAAAAGCCAUCAUAUCAAAUUUAAAUAAUAAUAAAAAGUGAGCGGUUAUUAUUUAGUGAACAGUAAACAGAAAAAAAAUUUGGCUGUAUAUAAAAAUGUUAUUGUGAUAAGGAGUAAAAAAGAAAACAAAGAAAUAAAAAUGGCUACCUGGUUGUUGUUUGCCGCUUUAUUCUGCGGAUAUCAAGCAGCGGUUCUGCCUCCUCACUGGGCUGAUGUGAAAAGAAAUCCUUGCGCUGCUCAUCCUAAGGGAUGGUUGAUGUUGUAUUGGCCUUCAGAUGGAAAAUGUUACACUAUAUACAAGAAAGGAUAUCCAUGUCCAGACACCCAGGAACUGAGCCCUGGUCGACUGGGCGGUCGGACGGUGGCGGAGUGCAAGUGCCCGCCAGGUACCGCUCAGUUGCCACACACAAAAACUUGCCACAAGCUGUUCCAACGGGGACCAUGCCGGAAUGGGGAGUACUUCGCUCCCGUUGAAGAGUCAUUUAACAUGCGAGGUGAACGUCAAGGUAUGUGCGUGAGGCCUCAGGCGUGCGCGGACGAGACCUUGUUGUAUUGGCCACCCGAUGGUCGCUGCUACUACAGACUCACCCAGGGUCCGUGUUACCCCGGUUCUAUAUUAGAUAUAGGGGAGGAUGGGCUGGCUAACUGCACCUGCGGACCAGACAGCCCUCACUACUGGCGGGCGGACGGCGGAUGCUACGCGCACUACAGCAGGGGCCCCUGCGAGCGCGGCCAGCUGUUCCUCCCGGGCGCCCGCUGCGGCUGCGAGGCGCACCUCCCGCACUACCACAACGGCACUAAAGGAUGUUAUGAACUUGACACUCUUGGACCUUGCCCAAAAGGUCAUUUGUUCGUAAUAUCCGAGGUGUCAGAGAGCGGGUCGCGGGCGCAGUGCCGCUGUAAGAACUUCCACACGCGGGCGGCUGACGGAGCCUGUUACAGGCUCUACACCAGAGGACCUUGUGGGCAAGAUGAGAUGAUUUCUAGGGGAGGACGGUGCACCAAGGUGCCGUGCGCGCGCGGGCGGCUGUACGCGCCGGCGCGGCGGCGCUGCUACCGGCCCGGCGCCGCGGAGCCGUGCGCGCGCGGCCAGCUGCUGGCCUACGACUUCGGCGCGCGGCCCGCGCUCGACGGGCUCAGCCACAACGGCGUGUGCGUGUGCGCCGCCGGCCCGUGCGCCGGCAAGCAGGUACCAUCGUGUUCCGAUCGCAAAGGCGCAGUAAUAUUCAACGGAGCGUGUCACAUCCAGCACACGCAGGGUCCUUGUUCUGACAACUCCUGGCUAGUUAAAGAUACCAACGGACGAGUAUCCUGUCAGUGCAGACCUGAUAUCACGACGACAGAAGACUGUUCUACCGAAUUAGUGAACAGUUGA